AUGAGGAAUCAGUUUUGGGAUGGAGAACUGAGCUACAACCUGGUCAGUGCUAAGGAAUUACCCAAGCCUGUGUUCUAUCAUAACACAGUCGAAGGAGAAAUUCCCAUUGGCGCAGUUGUUGCGACGGACCCAUAUGAGAUGUACUUGGAGUCAAUACCCUCUAACGAGAACCCAAGGCAUGUCUAUGUUGGUGAUCCAUCGGCUGCUCUCAGAACAAUAAACAGACGGAUUAACGCGCAUCUCAACGCGGACUGCAUCCUCGACAGUGGAUCUCAGAUUGUCUCGAUGGCCUUCUCAGAAGCUGUUGAUGCACAAUUAAGCUGGGACCCAAAAGUCGUCAUCUACAUGGAAAGCGCAAAUGGAUCUAUCUCUAAGUCACUGGGAUUAGCGAGAAAUGUACCCUUCAGGUUUGGGACCAUCCUGGUCUACCUGCAGGUGCACAUUUUGGAAAGUCCAGCUUAUAAGGUGUUGCCAGGCAGACCAUUUGAUAUCGCAACAGAAAGCAAUAUCAAGAACGCGGCCGACCGCAGCCAGAUAAUCACUAUGCGCGAUCCCAAUUUCAAGACACGUUGUGCAAUGGCUAUGCAGCUGUGUUGUGCAGACAACUUGCCACGCAACGCCAAAAACAACAAUAGGUCUACCGAGCCCUACAGUUCAUCUAAACCUACGACCAGUCCAGACGAACCAAAUCCUGAACGGGAUUUUCAAAGAGCUUCGAGGAAUUGA
This is a messenger RNA of Mycena citricolor, 726 nucleotides long. Lineage: Eukaryota; Fungi; Basidiomycota; Agaricomycetes; Agaricales; Mycenaceae. The record is from the annotation of a GenBank genome assembly.